AUGUCUUCUUCAACAAUACUGUAUAAUCCAAACUCAAAACAAUUAUCUUUACCAUCCGAUAUCACUGACAUACCACAAGAAAAUGAAACAUUAAUAAUCAACUGUGAGCAAAUCAAUAAACUUUCUACUUCUUUAAUCUCAGAAUCAAAUCCAAAUUUUACUCCACAACCAAAGGAAGAAGCCUCUAAAUUAAUUAAAAAUUUAUUUGAAACUGGAUUGAAACAAAUGAAAUCAAAUAAAUUACAAGAAGCUUUGAAAUCUAUCUCUUUGGCCAUCGAAAUGCAAAGGAGGAAAAGAACUCCAUAUGAAGCCUUUGGUAUUCAAUUACAAGAAUUACAAUUAAUGCUACGUCAAAAAAUUGAUUUGGAAUUACUAACGGGUAAAUAUCUAGAUGCAGUGCAAGAUUUAGAGUUCUUAUUGGGUACAGGUAUGCUAGCCCCUGAAGUCUUUAUAAGAUUGACUGAUGCUCUUUUGAAAUUGAAUCAAGUCCAUCAAGCUAAAGUUUAUUGUGAAAGAGGGUUAAGUUUCGCUCCUAAUGAAACUAAAUUGAAAGCCUUAAAUAUGGAAUGCACUAGAAAAAUAAAGGAAUAUAAUGGUGAUAUUUAA
Messenger RNA from Naumovozyma dairenensis CBS 421, 606 nucleotides. RefSeq names its product Sec63 complex subunit SEC72 (gene SEC72). The record is from RefSeq and is a predicted model, not a curated record. The transcript has a single exon. The coding region runs from base 1 to 606 and encodes 201 amino acids. Lineage: Eukaryota; Fungi; Ascomycota; Saccharomycetes; Saccharomycetales; Saccharomycetaceae. Gene Ontology annotation, molecular function: protein binding.